UCACGCACAGCACGAAGUACAUUUGGCUCCUUAAACCGGAAGUUAAGCUUCACACGACUUUUGUCUCUCAUUUGUUUUAGGUGCUCUAAACACACAAAGCCCAACCUGCAAGCUGUUGAGCUGUUUGUUCAUUGAUUCUGUUUGUGUGGAAGACACUGAAUUUGAUCACAAUCGACAAUCUACAGGAGGUUAAACUGACUUUGGGAAGUUAUCUAAGAUAUUUGAUUGUGAUCAGCUGUCACAGUUUGUCCACUGCUGACCAGAAAGAGACAUUCAGCCCUCAUACUCUGAAACGAUGAAGAUACCAGAUUCCAAGAAAACAUGGUGCAUAACAAUUAUAGUGGCUUUCUGCCUCUUCGGGUCUAUUUGGGGAUUCUUUCUCUAUUUUGAGCCUCCACCUCCUGUUUGUUCCCCUAAAAUCACACCUGCGGAAAAUCAUCUUGAUCAGGAUGAGAAGCCCAUAGUCCUGCUGUGGUUCUGGCCCCUGGAUGUGAGGUUUGAUGUCAAAAUGUGCUUAACCAAAUUCCAAACUGAUCACUGUAUUCUGACAGAUGAUAGAUCCCUCUACAGCAAGGCACAAGGAGUCAUUUUCUACCAUAACAACAUAGACUGGAAUAUGAAAAACAUGCCACAGGAGCCACGUCCAGCUUUUCAGAAGUGGAUUUGGUUCCAUCUGGAAUCGCCGACCAACACAGGAAAGAGACCGGGUCUGGUCAACCUGUUCAACUUAACAAUGAGCUACAGAAGAUAUGCUCGCAUCAAUGCGAGGUAUGAUCUCACAAUCAGAGACACUGAAAGCACAGAGGACUUUGUUUUGCCCAAGAAAGACAAACUAGUGUGCUGGAUAGUUAGUAACAAAAACCCUGGAACUGGAACAGCUGUGAGAGAACAAUAUUAUCGUGAACUAUCUAAACACAUCAACAUCAGUCUCUUUGGUAAAGCCUAUACUGGGAACGUUUUAAGUCAUGAGGUGUACUACUCAACAAUUGCUAGCUGUAAGUUUUACCUCUCAUUUGAGAACUCUAUCCACAGAGACUAUAUCACAGAGAAGGUCAACGGGCCCCUGGUGGCGGGGACGGUCCCUGUAGUUUUGGGUCCGCCGAGAGAAAACUAUGACCAAUUCUUUCCCUCUGAUGCCUUCAUCCACAUAAAUGAUUUCCCUGAUGCAAAGUCACUGGCUGCCUUUCUGCUGAACAUGAAGGACGAGGAAUACGCACGUUACUUUGAGUGGAGAAAGUUCUUCACAGUCAAACCUCACCUGCUGACCGUCCAAAAUGAAUUCAUUCAGCCUAUAUGCCACGCUUGCAGACACAUGUCAAGGGACAGGGAUUUCCAUAUAGUUCACGACCUUUAUGACUGGUACUUUGAAUGAAAACAUCAAAUUGAACGUCUCUUGAUGUUGGCUCAACCAUGUGGAUGCACACUUUCUGUUUAAAGUACAUGUGAUCAACGGGAAUUAUCAUACGGUUUUGGAAUUUAUUGUCCCUCUUGUAGAAAAUUAGCUUAGCUUGAAGACUGGAAAAGGGAAAAGCAGCUAGCAGGUAUUCUUCCUCUGUUAAUAUUAACAUUUUUAUGACCUCCUUUAAACUCUUACUUUGUCAACCUGUAGUGUUCCCCAACUGAAAGGUUGAUUGUGUUUCCUGAAGCUAAAGCACAUCUUGCUCUUAAACAAGUAAGACCAGGUGAGAUGAAGAUAAAGAUGCUUUUGGCAGGUUGUGUUCAGCUUGUUUGUCGGGUCAAAUGAUCAUUGUGGCUUUUGUUUCAUUUCUUUACAAACCCCCCUGAGGGUGGGAGAAGAUUGAUGGGGAAUGUGCAUGGUGUUAUUCAUGUG
Pungitius pungitius (ninespine stickleback) is the source of this 1831-nucleotide messenger RNA. RefSeq names its product 4-galactosyl-N-acetylglucosaminide 3-alpha-L-fucosyltransferase 9-like. Bases 296 to 1372 code for a protein of 358 amino acids. The record is from RefSeq and is a predicted model, not a curated record. Lineage: Eukaryota; Metazoa; Chordata; Actinopteri; Perciformes; Gasterosteidae. Gene Ontology annotation, cellular component: membrane. Gene Ontology annotation, molecular function: alpha-(1->3)-fucosyltransferase activity. The transcript is spliced from 2 exons.